Molecule: messenger RNA, 1143 nt
Organism: Bipolaris victoriae FI3
Lineage: Eukaryota; Fungi; Ascomycota; Dothideomycetes; Pleosporales; Pleosporaceae
Exons: 5
Coding region: 1-1143 (380 amino acids)
Source: RefSeq, a predicted model, not a curated record
AUGAGAUUUUCCACUAUCACUCUUUUGGCCCUCGGUGCCACUGCCUCAGCUUACGUUGUACCAAACCGACAAGUCGUUGACAAUGCCGUCAAGGCACGCAUGCCAGAAAAUGAAGCCGUUCAAGCAUCCAACCUUGUAGCUGCUCUCUCAGCUCGUGACCUUGAAGCCCGCCAUCACCAGGGUGGCAAGGGCAAAGCCAAGGGCAAGGGAAAGAAGAACGCCCGUGAUGUCGAGUCUGAGCUCGAAGACAUCGUAGCCCGCGACCCCCACCACCAGGGUGGCAAGGGUAAGGGUAAGGGCAAGAAGAACGCCCCUAAGGGCAAGGGCAAGAAGAACGCCCGCGAUGUCGACUCCGAGCUCGAGGACAUUAACGCUCGCGACGUCGACUCCGAGGACCACGACCAUGAAGACCUCGAAGCCCGCUCUCCCCACCACCAGGGUGGCAAGGGAAAGGCUAAGGGCAAGGGCAAGAAGAACGCCCGCGAUGUUGAAUCCGACGACGAAGACCUCGAAACCCGCUCUCCCCACCACCAGGGUGGCAAGGGCAAGGCAAAGGGCAAGGGCAAGAAGAACGCUCGCGACGUCGACUCCGAGGACCACGACCAUGAAGACCUCGAAGCCCGCUCUCCCCACCACCAGGGUGGCAAGGGAAAGGCUAAGGGCAAGGGCAAGAAGAACGCCCGCGAUGUUGAAUCCGACGACGAAGACCUCGAAACCCGCUCCCCCCACCACCAGGGUGGCAAGGGAAAGGCUAAGGGCAAGGGCAAGAAGAACGCCCGCGAUGUUGAGUCUGAGGACGAAGAUCUCGAAGCCCCCAAGGGCAAGGGAAAGAAGAACGCUCGCGACGUCGAAUCUGAGCUCGAGGACAUUGAGGCCCGCUCUCCCCACCACCAGGGCGGCAAGGGAAAGGCCAAGGGCAAGGGAAAGAAGAACGCCCGCGACGUCGAAUCCGAGUCCGAUGAAGACCUUGAGGCCCGCGAUGUCGAGUCUGAGCUCGAGGACAUUGUAGCUCGCGCCCCUGAACCCAAGAAGGGAAAGGGCAAGGGAAAGGGCAAGGGAAAGGGCAAGGGUAAGGGUAAAGCCGCAGCCGCCGCUGCUGCUCCUGCCGCUGCUGCUCCCGCUGCUGCCGCCGCCGCCGCUUAG